Messenger RNA from Protopterus annectens (West African lungfish), 4014 nucleotides. It is a transcript of the gene RSPO3, whose product is annotated as R-spondin 3. The transcript is spliced from 5 exons. Lineage: Eukaryota; Metazoa; Chordata; Ceratodontiformes; Protopteridae. The coding region runs from base 1024 to 1854 and encodes 276 amino acids. The record is from RefSeq and is a predicted model, not a curated record.
UCCUGCAGUCUACCUAAACAAAAUAUCUGCUAAGGAGAGGCUGAGGAGAAACCCAGCAAACCAGACCUACACACAAGACUGUAUGUGGAUUUCACUCCAGAAUGCAGUAACAAGCAUUGAUUUAAUUUGCAGCCUAAGACUGCAUUGCAACCUGUGUUACAGUCUAGGUGCUGCGAGCUCCGGAUUGCCUCACAUUGCAUCCAGCUUGUCAGCAGCAGAUUGCAUUUUUGGGGGAUUUAUGGAGCAAAGUUUGCACAGUUCCAGACUUAAAGAAACUCUUACACCUUCAGUGUAGAAUACAGGCACAAGCAAUCCGAACUAACCAGUGAAACGGAAGGGGGUCCGUCUCAGCUAUAUAAAUAUAGAAAUAUUUAACUGGUUUCAUCCUACCACACUUUGUGAACUGCAGCAAGGAAGAUGCAAUGUCGCAACUUCAACUUCUUUGGAAUAUUUUAUUUUUUUUAGGUUUCUCUGAAUUUUCGGCCGUCUGCGCUCUGUUCUUCUAAAUGGGUCACUGGGAGGUCAGAAGACUACUGCCAAAGGCCGUAAUGCAGACGCAGACUGCUUAGUUGCAUUUAUAUUGCACUUUUCUUUUACACUUUCUUUCAUUGUCUGCGUGUGUGUUUUCUGUUUUCACAGCUUGUUUGCGGAUGGCUGUUGUGUUGAAGGUGCUAAAAGUGGCAGCUAUCUGGAGUUGGGACAGAUGUUGAUGGGAAUUUCAAGGCUGGCUCUCUGCCAUAAAGAAAGCAAAGGAGCCCCCCUAGUUCCAUGCGAUCAUCGCCUUGGAUUGCCAAAUUGCACUUGGGCUUCAAGAUGUUACCUGUAACAUGGCCCAUUAAUUUGGGGGGCCUUCUCCAAAACCCGCUGUCAGACUUUCCGGGCAUUUGUAAAUUGCACUAAGUCCUGUAGCCCUGCCCGGGGGAGAGAGAGACCAAGAAGAAGGUUCAGAAGCUUAACUAAUCGCAGUAUUUCAUCUUUAUUUAUGACUAUUUCUGUGGCUAAAGAAACCACUAGAGGGUUACUAUGCAAUUGCGACUAAUUGCUUUGGUUUUCAUCAUUCUGAACUUUAUGGAAUACAUUGAAAGCCAACAAGGUUCCAGAGGCAGACGACACAGAAGAACGCAUCCCAGUACACAGCAGGGUUGUCAAGGAGGGUGUGCAUCUUGCUCGGAUUAUAACGGAUGUGUAUCCUGUAAACCCCGACUCUUUUUCUUUCUGAAGAGAAGUGGGAUGAAGCAGAUCGGUGUCUGUCUUUCUUCAUGCCCAAAUGGCUAUUUUGGUGAAAGGACACCAGAAAUAAACAAAUGCGCAAAAUGCAAACCUGACUGUGAUGCCUGCUUCAACAAAAAUUUCUGCACAAAAUGUAAAUCUGGGUUGUAUCUACAGAAAGGAAAGUGCCUUGAAAGUUGCCCUGAAAGUUUUGAACCCAGUAAUCAUACAAUGGAAUGCAAACCCAUUGCACACUGUGAAGUUAGUGACUGGACUUCAUGGAGUCCUUGCACAAAAAAGGGAAAGACUUGUGGUUUUAAAAAAGGCAAUGAGUCGAGAAGUCGAGAUGUACUACAGUUUCCUUCAGCACUGGGAAGCCCAUGCCCAUCACUCAGUGAGACAAGGAACUGCAUUGUGCAACGAGUAAAGUGCCCAAAGGAAGAAAGAGGAAAGAAAGCCAGAGAGAAGAAUAGGAGAAAGGCUGUCGCGGAAAACGCAGACGAUACACAAGAGAAUAGAAACAAAGAAUCACGAAGAGAAAGUCGAAACAGGGAAGAGCAUGGAAAGAGAGAUGUAAAUGAACAAAGGAAAAGGAAAAAACAGAGUAAAAACCAGAGCCCUGCGUCAGUUAGCACUGAACACUAGCAUUCUGACAAGAGUGCCAAUAACUCGUAUUGCUGCUAUAUCUAUGAAAAUAUAAAUAAUGUGUUUAUCAGGGCCCCUGGAACUGGAACUCUGAAUAGUGGAACUCGUCUGGACACUUUCAAACAUUGAUAUGAUGCAUUAUUAAUAUUUCAGAACACUUCCUGCCUAUUACCAUUCGAAGAGACUUGUAAUCGUUUGUAAAGAAGGCAACUAAAAGAGCAGAGAACACAACUUGUCAAAAAGGAGAGCUUUAUAAAGAUGUUUGCUUUGUGUUUUUACUUGUUAAAUGGAUAAUGUAAAAGAUGAGUGAAAUUUUUUUGUAUAUAAUUAUUAGAAAGUAAACCAUUGCAAGUUUGUAUUAUGUCUGGCAUCAGUGGGUCAAUGUUCUAUGUUUCACUUUCUUUGUGAAGUGUUCUUUAAAGCUAUGGGUGAAGAAACAGGUUAUGGACACCAAAAGUAUUUAACAACAUUAAAAACAUUGAUCAUUCAUAAUCAAUGACAACAUAAAUGUGUUUUUUUCAUAAUCAGAUGUGGAAAUUAGUUUUUCAGUGAACAUACCACCAGCCUUUGGUGUUUUAAUCUUUUUCCACUUCUUGAGCAUCAGGGAUAUGUUGCUACCCUAAAUAUUUGUCUACGAGGCUUUUUCUUAUUGGUCGCCUGUUGUGGGGCAUCAGGCAAGGUAAAUCAUGUACACACACACACACACACACACACACACACACACACACACACACACACACACACACGCACACACAUUCAUAUGUAAGCUGCCUAGUACUUCUUCAGAAAUAAUACUUAUUUUGUAAGCAACCUUUGAGAUGAUGUUCGGGCCUUAUUUUCUCAUCUCCAUUCUCACUUUUUUCUAGAGAAAGCUCAUAGUAUCCAUUAAAUAAACUAAUAAAUAAAUAAGAACAACAAGUGUGCAUUUAAUAGGACUAUUGUUUUCAUGUCCUUUAGUGCUGUUAAACUUUUUUAAUUAAAGAGCAGCAUGCUGAGGUGAAGCAUUUAUUAUGGCAGACACAAGCAUUAAGCUAAUAAUCUGGUAAUAACAUGUGUUUCACAUAUGAAAGAAACAUUAAAUUGGGGUUCAGCAUAGGAUACUGUAUUUUCAAAGCAUUGCUCAUAAACUAUAGCCACAUAUUAGUAGCUAACUGUAGAGCAGGAGGUUAACAUUUUCUUUGUAUGAUGGCAACUCCACUUCAGCAAACAUUUGUUUUUUUCAGCAGAUGGGGACAUACUAAGACUGUUAUCAAAGUGCAAUGGGAAACAUCUUGGACAAAGCAUAUAAAAGGCUGUAAAUGUUAUGAAACAGGUGCCCAGAAGCUUGUAGUCUAACAGACUGUCUUCAGCCUGAAUAACAGAGAACAGCAACUAUUCAAAGUCCAUUUUGUUGUAACAUUUGACAACGUGUAGGAUUAUAUGAAUAAAAUUUUGUAGAACCCUGCCGAUGUGAAUCACCUGAUUGAUAGAAACUAAUCACAUGUCCAUGGAGUAAUAAUCUUCUCAUAAAUUUAUUGUGGUGGUCCUUUAGAAAUUGUACAACUUAUUUUCCAAGCAUUAUAAGUGCACCUGCAGUCAACCUCACCUAAAAUAGCACAGGAGGAAUAAUUAUAAUUAUUGCAGGUUAACAUAACUUCGGCAUCGGUUGAUCACUUUCAACUCAAAUCCAGCAGUUUGCUAUGUUAUUUUUAAGUUUGAGAAACGUGUUCUGUUGCAUCUGCAUUCAUAACCCUUUUAAAUAAUUGAAGAUCAAAGAAUAAUUGCUUAAAGAUUUGCAACAGGGCUGGGCAGUAUCAAAUGUAGUAGUGACCUGCAGUGACUGGACAUGUGGACCUCCAGAUAUGAAAGCAUGGUCUAUCAGAGUGACCCCCUUCACAGGUUCAUCCUCAACUGAAUUUACUUGGGGAUUGGGGAUUCAUGUCAAUUCAUUUAAGUCAGCUAAAAUGAGUAUGCUACUAUCAAGUAAUAUAAUAAUAAUAAUAAUAAUAAUAAUAAUAAUAAUAAAAAUAAUUGCGAAAUAUUCCUUUGUUUGAAAAAAAAAAAAGACAACAUAAAAUGUAAAUGCUUUGUGCACUGGGCAAUAUCCCUGCAUGCAUCAUGUGUGGGUGAGGGAUGGCCCUCUUAAAACCACCAUAGUGAAAUAUAUUAACUGCAAAGUUG